Messenger RNA from Orycteropus afer afer, 1653 nucleotides. RefSeq names its product autophagy related 14 (gene ATG14). NCBI's taxonomy places the organism in Eukaryota, Metazoa, Chordata, Mammalia, Tubulidentata, Orycteropodidae. Gene Ontology annotation, cellular component: mitochondria-associated endoplasmic reticulum membrane contact site; extrinsic component of omegasome membrane; extrinsic component of phagophore assembly site membrane. The record is from RefSeq and is a predicted model, not a curated record. Gene Ontology annotation, biological process: cellular response to starvation; mitophagy; autophagosome assembly.
UGCUCUCAAUCCAUCAUGGCGUCUCCCAGUGGGAAGGGAGCCCAGGCUCCGGAGGCUCCUGGCUGCGGGUCCCAGCCGCUCUCCCAGGACCUAGUGGACUCCGUGGACGACGCGGAGGGACUGUACGUGGCCGUCGAGCGAUGUCCGCUGUGCAACACCACGCGCAGGCGGCUGACCUGCGCCAAGUGUGUCCAGAACGGCGAUUUCGUCUACUUUGACGGCCGCGACCGUGAGAGGUUUGUUGACAAGAAGGAAAGGUUAAGCCGACUUAAAAGCAAGCAAGAAGAAUUUCAAAAAGAAGUAUUAAAAGCUGUGGAAGGAAAGUGGAUGACAGAUCAGUUGAGAUGGAAAAUCAUGUCCUGCAAGAUGAGGAUUGAACAAUUGAAACAAACAAUAUGUAAAGGAAAUGAAGAAAUGAAGAAAAAUUCUGAAGGCCUUCUCAAAACCAAGGAAAAGAACCAGAAGCUUUACAGUCGAGCUCAACGGCAUCAAGAUAAAAAAGAGAAGAUUCAGAGGCACAAUCACAAACUUGGUGACCUGGUAGAGAAAAAAACCAUUGACUUAAGGAGUCAUUAUGAGCGUCUGGCAAAUCUUCGGCGAUCUCACAUAUUAGAGCUCACCUCUGUCAUUUUUCCAAUUGAGGAAGUAAAGACUGGUGUGAGAGAUCCUGCGGAUGUGUCUUCAGAGAGUGACAGUGCCAUGACCUCCAGCACUGUGAGUAAGCUGGCUGAAGCUCGCAGGACAACCUACCUCUCCGGGAGAUGGGUCUGUGACGAUCACAACGGAGAUACCAGCAUUAGCAUUACGGGGCCUUGGAUUAGCCUCCCUAACAAUGGGGACUACUCUGCCUAUUAUAAUUGGGUGGAAGAGAAGAAAACAACACAGGGGCCUGACAUGGAGCAUAAUAACCCCGCGCACACCAUCAGUGCUGCUUUGUGCUAUGCGACUCAGCUGGUCAACAUUUUGUCUCAUAUCCUUGAUGUGAAUCUUCCCAAGAAACUGUGCAACAGUGAAUUUUGUGGGGAGAAUCUCAGCAGACAGAAAUUCACUCGAGCAGUGAAGAAACUGAAUGCAAAUAUCCUUUACCUUUGCUUCUCUCAGCAUGUAAAUUUAGAUCAGUUACAGCCACUGCACACCCUCAGGAACCUCAUGUACCUGGUCAGUCCGAACUCUGAACACCUGGGCAGGUCAGGGCCCUUUGAAGUACGAGCUGACCUUGAGGAGUCCAUGGAAUUUGUGGAUCCUGGAGUUGCUGGAGAAUCAGAUGAGAGUGGAGACGAGCACAUAAGUGAUGAAGAGACCGACCUGGGCACGGACUGGGAGAACCUGCCGAGCCCCCGGUUUUGUGACAUCCCUUCCCAGCCUGUGGAAGUCUCCCAGAGCCAGAGCACCCAGGCGUCCCCGCCGAUUGCGAGCAGUAGUGCGGGCGGGAUGAUCUCUUCAGCAGCAGCCUCGGUGACCUCCUGGUUUAAAGCUUACACUGGACACCGCUAAUGAGCAUGGGCAAUAGAUGCCAAACCUGCAGCAAGAAAGUUCUUCUCCCACUACAUACACUCUAGUAAACCUUUCUGUGUUUAGUUAACAGUGUGCCUGGGAAAAGAAUGAUUAAACUGUUUUUUUAGCAGGAAGACAAGCAUUUCUGUCUGCCAGGUG